This is a messenger RNA of Meriones unguiculatus (Mongolian gerbil), 4532 nucleotides long. It is a transcript of the gene Csf3r, whose product is annotated as colony stimulating factor 3 receptor. The transcript has 16 exons. Gene Ontology annotation, molecular function: protein binding; cytokine receptor activity. Gene Ontology annotation, cellular component: external side of plasma membrane; membrane. NCBI's taxonomy places the organism in Eukaryota, Metazoa, Chordata, Mammalia, Rodentia, Muridae. The coding region runs from base 1569 to 4073 and encodes 834 amino acids. The record is from RefSeq and is a predicted model, not a curated record. Gene Ontology annotation, biological process: immunoglobulin mediated immune response; cytokine-mediated signaling pathway.
AGGCCUGCCAGGGCUAGCCACAGCAGGGGGCCUGGGACAGGUGACCCUUGGGAAAUGGGAGUUUAUCUGUGUGUAGCAUCAGGGAAGUCAGACGGCUGAACCUCUUUGGGAACGAGCUGAGCUGAGCUGAGCUCAGGGAUGAACACAUCCCUCUGGAGUCUCUACCCCUCAGAUGUGUUCUACCGCCUGCCCCCGCCGCUCACUGCCCCCCCCACUGCCCGCCCCCAUCUGCUCUGGUUUCCCUCUUGGCUUGCUCCCUGUUUUCAGCCACUUGGCCUGCCUCUUCUCAACAAGUAUGGCUGUCUCAGCCUGGGCUUCUUUCUCCUCUCCCGGUUCUCUUUGCCUUGCCUCGUAACUUUAAUGGUGCAAGGCUUGGCCUGCCAGGCCUCUGUCCCUAGAUCCACUCGGCUGGCUUUCUCUGCCUGCCUCUCCUUGUCUCUCUGCAUCUCUCCAUCUCUCCAGCCUAGUCUUUAGUGGUGGUGGUAGUGAUGGUGGUGGUGGUGGUUACUGAACUAUGUAGCUCUCAUGAAGAUGAGGCUUAUCACCAUGUAAGCAAAUACGAACCUUGGACUUCUGAUCCUCCUGCUUCCCAGCUCCUAGACUACAGGCCUGUACCACCAUGCCUGGUUCUCAAUAUGGUACUGCGGAAUCAAGCCUAGGUCUUUGUGCCUUCUAGACAAGUACUCUACCAACUGAGCUACAUUUCCAGCCCUGGUUGCUUUAUAUUUUUGAGAUAAGUUCUCAGCAAGUUGCUCAAAAUAGAUUUGAAUUUCUUCUAUAGCAUAGGCUGGCCUUGAACUUGCAAUACACUUGCCUCCACUUCCAGGGUAGCUGGGAUCUCAGGCCUAUAACACUGGACCAGGCUCUGUCUCAGUCUGUCUCUGUGUAUCCCCCAGCCCAUCUACCCAUCUGUCUACCCAUCAGUCCAGCUCUCUAUCCAUCCAUCCAUCCUUAUCUUUACCUCUGUCACACCUGGGAAGCCUUCCCCCUUAGUUUAUUCCCAGUGUUCCUUUCCCCCUUCUCUUCCCACAGACAGAAUUUCAAAAGAACAGGACAGGGGAAGGGAGCCAAGGGAGAAAGGUGGCAAUGAUGAGUGAAAGGAGAGGACAGCAAGAAGGGAGGAUGCUGUCACAGCAAUGGCUUAUGGCACCAGCUGUGUCCACAGUGGGCACAGUGAGCAGCUGCUGAGCCCAACAGAUGGCUACAGUGAUGGGGAACAGCCUGAGAACAUCGGAGCUGAAAGUAGAGCCGGAAACGGAACCAUGCGACGGAGCACAAAGAGAAGGUGGCUGUCACAGAGGGCUGUGGGGACCGGCACUAAAUUUUGCUGGUUCCACUGGCUGAUUUCCUGCUUCAGGGCUCAUAUAAAUAGCCCACUGCUUCUGAGAGCUUGUUCCUGGAGCACUGGGCCAGAGGCUUUAAUCUUAACUGUGUCACUUCAUCGUUAUAGCCCUGCUGAGACAUGAGUCUUAUUGUUAAUGCCCUUUUCACAAAUGGAGAAACUGAGGCUCAGAAAGGUGAAGUAACUCAUCCAAGUUCACCAGGCAGGUAAGCACCAAGCUGGCGUGAUGGUGGGAGCCUGCAGCCUGGCUGAAGUUACCCUGAUCCUCUCGCUGCUCCCCAGAAGUCUGGAGAGCUGCGGGCACAUCAGGAUCUCAACCCCCGUUGUCCGCCUGGGGGACCCUGUCGUGGCCUCCUGCACUAUCAGCCCAAACUGCAGCAAACUGGACCAAGAGCCACAGAUCCUAUGGAGACUGGAAAAUGAGCCAAACCAGCAUGGAGACAGACAGCGAAUUCUGCCUGAUGGGACCCAGGAAUCCACCAUCACGCUCGCUCACCUGAACUACACCCAGGCCUUUCUCUCCUGCUUAGUGCCGUGGGCUGACAGCUUCCAGAUCCUGGAUCAAGCUGAGCUUCAGGCAGGCUAUCCUCCUGCCAGCCCCUCCAACCUGUCCUGCCUCAUGUACCUCACCAACAACAACCUGGUCUGCCAGUGGGAGCCAGGCCCUGAGACCCACCUGCCCACCAAUUUCUUCCUAAAGAGCUUCAGGAGCCGUGCUGACUGCCAAUACCAGGAGGACUCCAUCUUUGACUGUGUGCCGGAGGAAAGGCAGAGCAAAUGCUCCAUCCCCCGCAAACGGUUGAUCCUGUACCAGAAUAUGGUCAUCUGGGUGCAAGCAAAGAAUGUGCUAGGGACCAGUGAGUCCCCAAAGCUGUGCCUUGACCCCAUGGAUGUUGUGAAAUUGGAGCCCCCCACGCUUCGGGCCCUGGACAUUAGCCCUGAUAUGGUCCCACGCCUGCCUGGCUGCCUGUGGCUGAGCUGGAAGCCAUGGGAACCCAGUAAUUUCAUGGAGCAGGAGUGUGAACUCCGUUACCAGCCAGAGCUCGAAGGAGCCAACUGGACACUGGUGUCCCACCUGCCUUCCAGCAAGGACCAGUUCAAGCUCUGCGGGCUCCAACAGGCCCCAGUCUACACCCUGCAGAUGCGAUGCAUCCGCUCACCUCUGCCUGGACUCUGGAGCAGCUGGAGUCCUGGCCUGCGGCUGAGGCCCACCAUUAAAGCCCCCAUCAUCAGACUGGACACAUGGUGGCAGAAGAAGCAACUGGAUCCUGGGACAGUGGGUGUGCAACUGUUCUGGAAGCCAACACCCCUACAGGAAGACAGUGGGCAGAUACAGGGCUACCUGCUCUCCUGGAGCUCCUCAGAUCGGCCCGGGCAGGACACACACCUCUGUAACACCACGGAGCUCAGCUGUACCUUCCGCCUGCCCUCAGAGGCCCAGAAUGUGACCCUUGUGGCCUACAACACAGGGGGCACCUCUCUGCCUACUCCAGUGGUUUUCCGGGAGAACAAAGGUCCAGCUGUGACCAGACUCCAUGCCAUGGCCCAAGACCCUGAUAGCAUCUGGGUAGACUGGGAAGCGCCCAGCUCUUUGCCUCAGGGCUAUCUGAUUGAGUGGGGCCUGGGGCCCAUCUCCAAUUACAGCAGUAAGAACUGGAGGAUGGAACCUGAUGGGAACAUCACUGGAAUUCUGUUAGAGGACAACAUAAGUCCCUUUCAGCUCUACGAAAUCUCAGUGGCUCCCCUAUACCCAGGCACCGUGGGACCCUCUGUAAAGGUCUACACCUACUCUGGAGAGAGAGCCCUUCCUCAUGCUCCAGAGCUACAGCUAAAACAAAUUGGCAGGACCUGGGCACAGCUGGAGUGGGUACCUGAGACCCCGUGGCUGGGGAUGAUACCCCUCACGCACUAUACCAUCCUCUGGACCGAUGCUCACAACCAGUCCUUCUCUGUCAUCCUGAACAUCUCCUUCCAUGGCUUUGUCCUGAACCACCUGCAGCCCGCCAGUUUGUAUCAUGUCUACCUCAUGGCCACUAGCCGGGCAGGGUCCACCAACAGUACGGGCCUUACCCUGAUGACCAUGGCCCCAGAGACAUCCGAGCUACACAUUUUCCUGGCUAUACUUUGCAUUCUAUUUUUGUUCAUCAGCUUCUGUGCAGCUGCCUGGUUCUGCUGCAAGCACAGCAGGAAGAAUUUCUUCUGGCCAAAUGUGCCAGACCCAGCCCACAGCAGCCUGAGCUCCUGGGUGCCCACCAUCAUGCCAGAGGAAAUCUUCCAGCUGCCUAAUUUCUGGGACUCCGGCAUGCCACCGAUCACCAAGAUCACUGUACUGGAGGAAGACAAGAAACCGACCCAUUGGGAUUCCAGUGAAAGCUUUGGGACCAGCAGCCUCCCCGCCCUGGUUCAGGGCUAUGUUCUCCAAGGAGAUUCAAGAGCAAUUUCCAACCAGUUCCAGCCCCACUCUGACACUGGUGACCAGGUCCUUUAUGGUCAGGUGCUGGGGAGCCCCACCAGCCCAGACAUAGUGCGGUACCUUCGCUGUGACUCCACUCAACCCCUCUUGGGGGCCCCCACACCCAGCCCUAAAUCCUAUGAAAAUGCCUGGUUCCAUUCAAGACCCCAGGAGACCUUUGUGCCCCAGCCUCCAAGCCAGGAAGAUGACUGUGUCUUCGGGCCACCGUUUGAGUUUCCCCUCUUUCAGGGGCUCCAGGUCCAGGGAGUUGAAGAAUAAGGGAAUUUCUAGGACUUUCUGGGGCCUUGCAUCUUAAAGGCCCUGGGCUGUUUAAAGGAGAAGAGCUCUCCGCUGAAAACUACUGGCUCUGAGAGAAGCAGAAAGGCCCAGUCUGUUUCCAUCCCUGGUUCCUAGCACCUCUCCUUCACCCCAACCUCCACAGGUUGCACCCCCAAGUCACCCUCACUCUUCAAGGUCCAGAUAGAUGCUGUUUCCAGCACAGCACUCACCUUUUGUAUUUACUAUCAUUUCAGUCUGUUAAACUGAUUUUAGGUUUUGAGUUGGGACUGGCGUUUUCAGAAAUUCUUACCAGACAUGGUGGUAUCACAUACCUAUCAUCCCAGCACUGGGAGGAGACGCAGGAACAUUGCAAGUUCCAGGCCAGCCUGGGCUACAUAAGGAGCUCCUGUCUCAAAAACUGAGCAAAAACUAAAUAAAAAGUAAACUUUUUUUUUUAAA